Hermetia illucens (black soldier fly) is the source of this 792-nucleotide messenger RNA. It is a transcript of the gene Sld5, whose product is annotated as DNA replication complex GINS protein SLD5. Lineage: Eukaryota; Metazoa; Arthropoda; Insecta; Diptera; Stratiomyidae. Bases 69 to 713 code for a protein of 214 amino acids. Gene Ontology annotation, cellular component: GINS complex. Gene Ontology annotation, biological process: DNA-templated DNA replication; double-strand break repair via break-induced replication. The transcript has 3 exons. The record is from RefSeq and is a predicted model, not a curated record.
UGGUAUUGUCCCGACCGUGACCUGUCAAAAUUCUCCCGCGUAAAUAAACAAAUUUCCAUCAGUUGAACAUGGAACAGAAUGUGAGGGAAGAGGAUCUCGAAUUGAGUGAUGACGAGGAACUAAUUACCGCUCAGAAGGUACUUGAAAACCUCGAAAAUGCCUGGCUCAAUGAAAAAUUCGCCCCCGAACUUCUCCCUCAGCAAACGGAAAUGCUGGAAUUGAUGCUCGGUCAAGUGGCUCACAUGGAAGAAAACAUCAAAGAGUUGGAUAAAAAUGAUUUCCGAUCGAUUGCGCAUCGAAUGGAGUUGGAACGGAUACGAUACAUAAUUGCUAGCUACCUGCGGUGCCGCCUGGAGAAAAUUGAGACUUUCACGAAGCUCAUUUUGCAAGAGGAAGAGUCCCGGGCGGACGAGGAGAAACGAAUGUCCGUGGAGGAGACUAAAUUCGCAACAGAAUACCAUGAGAAUAUGGAGAACUACUUUAAGACAGUUGCACUGCAGUACAUGCCGACUUUGCAGCGGUCGGACGCGGACCAAAGGAUAGUGAGGCCGAAUAUGAUGAGCCACGUUUUUGUUAAAGCGAAGGAAACCGUUCCUGCUGUUGUUGUCGGCGUUGAGGACGAGGAAGUGGACCUGGUGGCCGGGUCGCAGCACAUAAUCCCGUACCAGUUGAUUUCCGAUCUGGUUCUGAAGGGAAGCGUUCAGCUCAUUUAGUUAGAGAAAAUCUGGAGAAUUGGAUGAAAUUUAAUGUAAAUACCGAGAAGUUGCUUAUAAUAUAUAUAUUUUCUAUCUA